CCCUGGAGGCUUACUGAUUCUCUCUUUUUAUUAAUUCUGUCCAUCUGUCUUUUGAUAUUCUCCCGCGUGGACCUGAUCGACUCCUGUGGUGUCCCACGAUCGGACGAGAUGCAUCUCUUUCUUUCCUUUCUACUGUUUCUCUCUUUGAGUUUCGAUGCAUUGGCUGCACCAGCUCCUCGCCCGGUCCGGAAAAGCAGGUCUUUCCAGAUCGACCGUGUCAAGCGCAGUGACUAUGUUCCACACGGACCUACCGCAUUGCGCAAAGCGUUCCGCAAAUUUGGCAUUAUGCCCGUUGAUUUCAGCAAUAUCACUCUGAACGACUUUGAGCCCUUUGACCUCAAGACAUCCGUGGUCCAGACCAACCAAAACACCGUUGCUGAGCCUGAUCAGACGGGCGCUGUCAGUGCGACCUCGGUGCAGAGUGAUGUUGAAUUCGUCUCGCCCGUGACGAUUGGCGGGCAAACCAUCACCAUGGACUUUGAUACUGGAUCAGCCGAUAUGUGGGUCUUCAACACAGAACUCCCAUCAUCCAUGACCCAAAGCCGCACAGUCUACAACCCCAGCAAAUCCACCACCUACAAGAAAAUAGACGGCGGCACUUUCAAAAUCAGCUACGGCGACUCGUCCUCUGCAUCCGGUGGUCUAGCCCAAGAUACUGUCGACAUUGGCGGCGCAACCGUCACAAACCAAGCCUUCGGUCUCCCAACAAGCGUCUCCUCCUCCUUCGUCGAAGACACCAAUUCCAACGGCCUAGUCGGCCUCGGCUUCUCCUCAAUCAACACCUUCACUCCGGGUCCGCAGAAGACUUUCUUCGACAACAUCGCCCCGGGUCUCGAGGAGCCCGUUCUAACCGCACGCCUGCGCAGUGAUGGCGUCGGCGAGUACGAAUUUGGCAAAAUCGAUUCUAGCAAGUACUCUGGUUCCCUGGUGAACGUUAGCGUUGAUCCCUCCGCUGGUUUUUGGCAGUUUGAGGCUGGAUUUUUCGCUGUUGGUGGUGGUUCUUUGCAGCAGGUUACUCAGGCGCCCAAGGCUAUUGCGGACACUGGUACUUCGCUUAUGCUGGUCAGCCCUGAGGUGGUGACGGCGUAUUACAAGGAAGUUGAGAACGCGGCGUAUUCGAGUAGUGUGAGCGGCUGGAUUUAUCCUUGCUCGGCGAGUCUGCCCAGUUUGACUGUUGCGCUGGGUGACAAGUACCAGGCUACUAUUCCGGGGUCACUCGUUAACUUUGCGGAGGUUGGGAAGAAUACGACCACUGGUGAGACUGUCUGCUAUGGUGGCAUCCAGUCUAAUCAGGGAUCGAGUCUGCAGAUCUUUGGAGAUGUGUUCUUGAAGGCUCUGUUCGUUGUUUUCGACCAGCGCGGUCCGUCUUUGGGCUUUGCGGCGCCAGCGUGA
Penicillium daleae is the source of this 1392-nucleotide messenger RNA. RefSeq names its product pepsin-like aspartic protease. Gene Ontology annotation, biological process: proteolysis. Gene Ontology annotation, molecular function: aspartic-type endopeptidase activity. The annotation marks the transcript as partial. NCBI's taxonomy places the organism in Eukaryota, Fungi, Ascomycota, Eurotiomycetes, Eurotiales, Aspergillaceae. The record is from RefSeq and is a predicted model, not a curated record. The transcript has 3 exons.